Molecule: messenger RNA, 16784 nt
Organism: Spea bombifrons (plains spadefoot toad)
Lineage: Eukaryota; Metazoa; Chordata; Amphibia; Anura; Pelobatidae
Gene: HMCN1
Product: hemicentin 1
Exons: 106
Coding region: 1-16545 (5514 amino acids)
Molecular function (GO): calcium ion binding
Source: RefSeq, a predicted model, not a curated record
AUGUUUUUUAAUAGACAGCUUCCAGUCUUACUGCUCCUUGUUCAGCUUCUCAGAAGAAAUUCUUGCGAAAAAACAGAAGGAGAUUCAGACGAAACCCUGGAUGGCGCAUCCACUUUGGCGUUUGUUUUUGAUGUUACAGGGUCUAUGUAUGAUGACUUAGUUCAAGUGAUUGAAGGAGCCUCAAAGAUUUUAGAGACAUCUUUAAAUCGACCAAAGAAGCCGCUGUAUAAUUUCGCCCUGAUUCCAUUCCAUGAUCCAGAAAUUGGUCCAGUUACAAUCACUACAGAUCCGGACAAAUUUCAGCAUGAACUCAGAGAACUAUAUGUACAGGGUGGAGGUGACUGUCCAGAGAUGAGUGUUGGAGCUAUUAAAAUUGCUUUGGAAAUCUCUCUACCGGGAUCCUUUAUUUAUGUGUUUACUGAUGCAAGAUCCAAGGAUUACCAUCUUGCCAAUGAUGUUCUACAGCUGAUUCAGCAGAAGCAAUCACAGGUUGUGUUUGUGCUGACUGGUGACUGCGAUGACCGAGGUCACUUGGGAUACAAAGUUUAUGAGGAGAUUGCAUCCACAAGUUCAGGGCAAGUGUUCCACCUAGACAAGAAGCAAGUUAAUGAGGUUUUAAAAUGGGUGGAAGAAGCUGUCCAGGCAUCAAAAGUGCACCUGAUUUCUACAGAUCACUUAAAUGGGGCCUCAUACACCUGGGAAAUUCCAUUUGAUCCGAGUCUUAAAGAAGUAACAGUAUCACUCAGCGGACCGUCUCCAGACAUCGAGCUUUAUGAUCCAUUAGGAACACGGAUAACAAUAGGAAAUGGUGUUAAUGAAUUACUGAACAUAUUCAAUUCUGCCAAAGUUUUUAAUGUCAAGGAACCGGUGCCUGGAAUGUGGAAAAUUAAGACCUCAAGUAAUGGACGCCAUUCAGUGAGAAUCACAGGCGUCAGUACUAUUGACUUCCGAGCAGGGUUUUCCAACAAGCCUACAUUAGAUUUUGAGAAAACAUCUAGUAGACCUAUACAAGGGAUUCCUACAUAUGUUCUUUUAAAUACCACUGGGCUUAGUUACCCGGGAAGACUUGAUCGCCUUGAGUUGUUGACCAUUUCAGGAGACCUUCUACAGACUAUUCCAAUAAAGUAUUAUCCUGACCGGACACCUUACGAGAUAUGGAAUGUCACGGAAUUCAUGCCACCAAAUCAGCCAUUUUUCCUAAGAUUAACAGGCUAUGAUAAAGAUGACUACCUUUUCCAACGUGUGUCAAGUGUUUCAUUUUCUAAUAUUAUUCCAGGUCCUCCAAAGGUGUCAAUGCCAAAAGUAACCCCUGGGUAUUAUCUGCAGUCUGGUGAGAUUCCAUGCUAUGUGGAAAGUCUUCUACCAAUUACAGUACGUUUUAGUAAGAAUGGAUUCAGGCUUGGUAAAGAACAAAAAUUUAGAGAGUCGGUUCAUGUGAGCUGGGAAAUUGCUAACGUCUCCAUAUCUGAUGAAGGCUUUUAUGAAUGUUUUGCUAUUAGUAGCGCAGGAAGUGCACGUGUUCAGACCUUCUUGGAUGUAAACGAACCACCACCUGUGAUUAAAGCUCCUCACAAUGUCACUGCCACUAUCGGCAAAGAAGUAAUCUUGGCGUGUGAUAUCUUGAGCACAGUUCGUUACAACCUGACAUGGCAGAGAAACGACAUAAACAUAAAACAAGUAGAUCCUUCCAGGAUAAGUAUUAUGAAUAAUAAUUACCUGGAGAUCAAAGGUGUAGCUAUUAAUGAUGCUGGAGUAUAUAGCUGCCAUGCUUCAAAUGAAGGUGGAGAGUCAACAGCACCAAUUAUGCUCAUUGUCCAAGAUCCACCAAAAGUUGUCGUGGAGCCAAAAAAUAUAACUUUUAUGAAAGGAACAGAAAUUAAGCUGAAGUGCUCUGCAACAGGACACCCCACACCCCGUAUAGUGUGGACACACAAUGGCAUCUUUAUUAGAUUUUCCAGUAGGUAUAUUUUAACUCAAGAUGGGACCUUCAUAAUUAAAAAUUCCCUGGCAAAAGAUGCUGGACUGUAUUCCUGUUUAGCUACAAACAUAGCUGGAACAGAUAAACAGAUGUCAGAAGUUGUAUACAUUGAGGCUCCUCAAGUAACUGUUGUUAGAAAAGAUAUGUUGGUACCACUCGGAUCAGAAACUAUAAUGGAAUGCAAGGUCACAGGAGUUCCAAAUCCUCAUGUAUACUGGCUUAAAGGUGACGUUCAACUAAGUACAUCGCCGAUAGUUACCACUGACUCACUUAAUGGCAUUUUGAAAAUUAAAGAUACACAGUAUUCUGAUGCUGGAAAUUAUGUGUGUGUGGCCUUAAACAAUGCUGGAAAAGCAAGUGGAAAAAUCACACUUGAGGUUGGCUCUGCCCCUGUGUUUACAAAGACACCUAAUGAUGUUUCGUCGGAUAUCGGGUCGGAUGUGACUUUGUCCUGCUACGCAGAAGGCUACCCAGAACCGAGGAUAAAAUGGAGACGAUUAAACAACACAUCAGCAGCUCAGAAACCACUUGCAUAUAAAUCUAACACCAGGGACAGAACAGUGUCCCUCCAUAUUAGGAAUCUCUGGGUAGAUGAUGAAGACACGUAUAUUUGUGAAGCUGAGAAUCAGUUUGGGAAAAUUCAGACUCAAGCCACUGUGACAAUUACAGGACUUGUUGUCCCCGUAAUAGGAGAGAGUCCUGCUGUGGUCAGUGUUAUUGAAGGAAACCAAGUUACUUUGCCUUGCAUUCUCUUAGCUGGAAACCCUCUUCCGGAGAGGCAUUGGGUCAAGAACAAUAUUGUACUGGUGUCAAAUCCAUAUAUCAAUAUCCGUACAGAUGGGAGUCUUCACCUAGAAAGAGUUCUCCUGAAAGAUGGAGGAGAUUAUAUAUGUACAGCAACAAACGUAGCUGGCAGAAGUAGUAAAAUCACCACUCUUAAUGUCUAUGUUAACCCUGUCAUUGAGCACGGACCCCAGGUUUUCAGUACAAUUGAAGGAAAUGCAGUUUCUUUACCCUGCAAAGCAAGUGGAGUACCCAAACCAUCAAUAAUAUGGAAAAGGAAAUCAGAAAUAAUUGUUCCAACCAAUGACACAAUCCUAAUUGAAUCGGAUGGAAGUCUGUACCUAUCUUCACCAGGAGGAGAGAAUUCUGGUGAAUAUACCUGCAAUGCAGUCAAUGCUGCCGGCUACGCAGCCCGAAAAGUUCAGCUAACGGUUUAUGUAAAGCCAAGAAUCCUGAAUCAAGACGCAAUGUACCCCAAUGGGACCCAGAAACACCUUGUUGAAAUAUCAGUGAAAGCUGGAGAAGAUGUGGUACUACCGUGUGAGGUCAAAAGUACUCCACCGCCAUUUAUAACAUGGGCUAGAGAGACACAGCUAAUUUCACCAUAUUCCCAGAGGCACAACAUUCUUCCAUCAGGAUCGAUGAAAAUAUUUGACGCCAGAGUUUCAGAUGGAGGGAUGUAUACAUGUGUGGCUACAAACAUAGCGGGGAAUAUCACCCAAUUAGUAAAACUCAAUGUUUAUGUCCCUCCUAAAAUUCAACGGGGUCCUAAGGUCAUUCGAGUAAAAGUUAAUCAUCGCUUUGAUAUUACCUGCAUAAGCCAUGGAAUACCUUCUCCUAAAACCACAUGGAUGAAAGAUGGAAGGAUACUGGAGCCAACUCAAGAAUUGCAAGAUAAUAUAUUAAAAAUUGAAAGUGCAAGACUUUCAGAUGCAGGGAUCUACACUUGCAUAGCAAGUAACAUCAUUGGCCAGGACAAGGCAAAUGUUUCCGUUGAGAUUCAUGCACCCCCUGCAUUCUCUGAUCUAGAGCCACCUUAUGACAAUCCAUUUCAAGAGAGGGUUUCCAAACAGCAGAUAUCAUUCCCAUGCCCAGCAAAAGGUAAUCCCAAACCAAUUAUCAAAUGGUUACGUAAUAACAAGGAAUUAACUGGUGCAGAACCUGGGAUCAGUAUUGUUGAUGGCGGCAUGUUACUCAUCAUUGAUUCGUUGACACCAUAUGACAAUGGAGAAUACACAUGUGUGGCAAUCAAUGAAGCAGGCUUAACAGAAAGAAAAUAUAACUUAAAAGUUCAUGAUCCUCCCGCAAUCAAGGACACGGAAAAGAUGACAAACAUUUCUGUUUUACUAAAUCACCAUACACGUUUAUUUUGUGAAGUAUCAGGAAGUCCACAACCUCUCAUCACCUGGUACAAAGGAAACACACAGGUUUUUGAAAAUGAUGAUGUCCAGGUUUUAGAAAAUGGAAAAGUAUUGAAUUUUUUAAAAACAUCUGUAGAAGACAUUGGACUCUAUACAUGCAAAGCAACAAACAUCGCUGGGAACGUUGAAAAACAAUACUUUCUGGAUAUUCUCGAACCCCCCACGAUUAUGGAUAGCGGAUCACUUAAUGAAAUCUCUGUUAUUGCUGGGAGAAGUGCACAUCUUGUAUGUAAAGUGAAAGGGAUCCCAUUCCCUACUAUACAGUGGUUCAAGGAGAAUAGACCCUUUUCUGCAGGGGAUCCUAACGUGAACAUUUUGGAAAAUGGACAAGUCCUUCAUAUAAAGAAUUCUCGCCUGAGUGACGGUGGAAUUUACAAAUGCAUAGCCAGCAAUGCGGCUGGGUCACAAAUCAAAGAAAUUACAUUAACGGUCAACAUUCCACCCAGCAUAAAGGAUGGGAACAGUACAACAGAGCUAUCAUUUACUGUGGAAAGCGAAAUCAACUUGGAAUGUGAUGCCAGGGGAAUCCCAUCUCCUACAAUCGCGUGGAGCAAAGACAACCAAAUACUUCAGCCUAGCAUAUAUGUCCACUAUAUCGACCAAGGAAAAUACCUACGUAUCCCGGAGUCUCAAAUCACAUCUUCCGGCAAAUACGUAUGCCACGCAAGUAACCUGGCAGGACAGGCAGACAAGACCUACCUUGUUGAUAUUUAUGUUCCCGCAUCAAUUAUUGGAGAUCUAGGCCAGACCCACAAUAAAAAGGUAAUUGUUGGUAAAUCACUUCUACUUGACUGCGAAGCCAUUGGACGUCCCCAACCCCUGUUAACAUGGUUGAAAGAUGGAGUGCCUGUGGAAACAAAUGACAAUAUUCAACUUCUCUAUAAUGGGAAAAAACUGGAGAUAAAGAAUGCGAUGGAGUCUGAUCAUGGACAGUACUCUUGUGUGGCAACCAACUUAGCAGGAGAAAGUGAAAUCAAUUAUGGGGUUACCAUCUUAGUUCCACCAUCAGUAGAAGGUGGAAAUGAUCCUGAAGACCACACUGUCAUUGCCAACAGCCCUGUGGAACUGGAGUGCAAUGCCCAAGGGACGCCUCUCCCAGCUGUAAUGUGGCUGAAAAAUGGCAUUCCCGUUGAGACAAAGGAUGGCCUUAGAAUCCACUCAAGUGGACAAAAACUGAUCAUACCAAGUGCAGAAUUAACAGAUCAAGGAAAUUACCAAUGUGUUGUCACCAAUGAAGCAGGGAUCAGUAGAAAACUAUUUGUCGUUAAUAUUCAUGUCCGUCCCUCCAUCAAACCCGUGUCCUCCCAGAUUUCUGUACUAAUGCAUAAGUCAGUGACUUUGCAGUGCACAGUGAGUGGAAUCCCCAUCCCCUUCGUUACAUGGUUGAAGGAUGGACUCCCUUUCAACUCAGCCAAACCAAACAUUAAAAUGGAAUCCCUUGGUCCUGCUCAUGUUUUGAAAUUUGAAAAAACGUUGUUAGACGAUGCUGGAAAAUAUACCUGCGUGGCAACUAAUGCAGCUGGAGAAACAGAGCAAAGCUUUUGGCUUAAUGUUUAUGAGCCACCAACAAUAGAGAAUUCUGGAGAUAUCCUUCAUGAGAUCGUUCUUGGAGAACACUCUGUGACACUUGAAUGCAAAGCAUCUGGCAAUCCUGCACCUGCUAUAACAUGGUUCAAAGAUAAUGUGCCGAUUACAACCACUGGAGAAGUUGCCCUUUUAGACAGACAACAAAUCCUCCAAAUUACCAAUGCCCAGAUAUUUGAUGCCGGCGUUUAUAAAUGCGUUGCUUCAAGCAUAGCUGGAGUAGCUGAACUCACUUACUCACUGGAGGUUCAUGUACCACCAUCCAUAUCCGGGAAAAGUGGUGAUGUGUCUGUGAUAGUCAAUAAUCUUGUAAGAUUGGAAUGUGAAGCUUCAGGAUUCCCUGCACCUAGUUUAACAUGGUUAAAAGAUGGGAGCCCAGUGUCUAGUUUCACUGAUGGAAUUCAGAUACUUUCAGGAGGUAGAGUUCUUGAAUUAACAAAUGCACGGAUAGGAGAUACAGGAAAAUACACAUGUGUAGCAGUAAAUGCUGCUGGAGAACAGCUGAAGGACUUUGAUCUAUCUGUCUAUGUUCCACCAAACAUCAUGGGCGAGGAACAAAACUUGUCAGCAUUAAUAAGUGAAACACUUGUGCUAAGAUGCCAAAGUAAUGCAAUCCCCCCUCCUGUGCUCACUUGGUUCAAAGACUGGAAACCAUUGGUAACAAGACCAGGUCUUAGUAUUUCUGAAGAUGGAAGUAUUUUAAAGAUUGAUGCAGUCCAGGUGAGAGAUAUCGGUCGAUAUUCUUGUGAAGCUGUUAACAUAGCUGGAAAAACAGAAAAGAACUACAAUGUGAAUAUUAUGGUUCCACCUACUAUACAAGGAUCUGAUGAGGAAUCGGAAAUUACAGUCAUUGAAGGAACCCUUAUCAGCCUCCUAUGUGACUCCAGUGGUAUUCCACCUCCAUCACUUACCUGGAAGAAGAAUGAUAUCCCAUUAAUAGACAAAGCUUCCAACCGGGUCCGAUUGCUAUCUGGAGGUAGACAACUUCAAAUUACGGAAGCUAAAAAAUCAGACACUGCCUUAUACAUAUGUGCAGCAUCUAAUACAGCAGGCAGUGUAAUAAAGAAAUACAAUGUCAAAGUGUAUGUUCGUCCGAGGAUAUCUGAGCGUGGAACCUUUCCUACUGAAGUUGUGGUCAUUCAAGGAAACAACCUCACUCUGGAGUGCGAUUCCAGUGGAGACCCACAGCCCUUGCUGACUUGGUUGAAAGAAGGUGUUCCUUUAACUAACACAGAUGGAGUCCAAAUUCUGAACACAGGGAGGAUUUUACAGCUGGAAAAUGUUCAAGUGAUGAAUGCUGGUCAAUAUAUGUGUGUAGCGAUAAAUGUGGCUGGACAAUCUGAUAGAAAGUAUGACUUAAAGGUCUUUGUGCCUCCAAGAUUUCCAGAACAUUUUAAAAAGCAAGAAAAUAUAAGUAUUGUGGAAAGAAAUCCUGUUACCUUGACUUGUGAAGUCUCUGGAAUCCCACCACCAAAAGUGACAUGGCUAAAGGAUGGACAACCUAUCAGCCAUGAUAGCUCUAUCUUAAUCAUGUCAGGUGGUAUGGUUCUUCGCUUUUCACACACUACUGUUUCCAAUGCUGGCAGAUACACCUGUGUCGUGUCCAACGCCGUUGGGGAAGAGAAGAAAGACUUUGACCUUAAUGUUCUAGUGCCUCCAAGACUAUUAGACAAAGUUCAGGGAGAUGUUAAAGUUAAAGAAAGAGGACAGAUUACAUUGUCAUGUGAAGCUACAGGGACUCCGGCACCACAGAUAUUGUGGCUAAAAGAUGGACAACCUAUUCAGGAGGACAUUCAUCAUAAAAUUGCACAUGGGGGACAGCAUCUUCAAAUCGUCAAUGCCAUGUUUACAGACACUGGAAGAUAUACAUGUGUUGCUACUAAUUUAGCAGGACACAAGAGUAGGAGCUUUAGCCUAAGUGUUUUGGUGCCUCCUACAAUCACUGGUGCUCGUGAGGAUGGAAGGCCUGAAAAUGUGUCGGUGAUUCUACAUAGUUCUGUGUCUCUAACCUGUGAAGUUCACUCACAUCCUGCGGCUACUAUCACUUGGCUUAAGGAUGGACAAUCAGUUAAAUUACAUGAAAACAUAAGAAUUUUACCAGGUGGCCGAACCCUACAGAUACUAAGAGCUCAGGAAGACCAUACCGGCAGAUAUAGCUGUGUUGCCACUAAUGAAGCGGGAAAUGCUGUAAAUAACUAUGAUCUGCAAGUUUACAUGCCCCCUCAGAUUGCAAAAGGGGAUCUUGUGGGAACUGGAGUGUUUUCCAAGGAAGUGAAAGCCAGAGAGAACACAAGCUUUACCCUCGUGUGUGAAGUCAAAGCACUUCCUUCAGCCACUCUGAAGUGGUAUAAAGAGGGACAGCCUCUCAGCCAAGAUUACCAUCUGACAAUAAUAAGGGAAAAUACCCUCCAUGUGGAGCAAUCACAGUUGACUGAUACCGGCCGAUAUACAUGUGUGGCAUCAAAUCUUGCUGGAGAAGAUGAGAUGGAUUUUGAUGUUACGAUACAAGUUCCGCCAAACUUCCCAAAGCUCUCUGGCCUCUGGGCGAGCAAAGACAGCAGCAUCAUGAACAGAAAUGGUGAAAACAAGGAAGUGAUAAUGAACAAUCCAUUAUCUCUGUACUGUGAAACCAAUGCUGUUCCCCCUCCAACAAUCACAUGGUACAAAGAUGGAACCCCUCUGACCUCCAAUGACAAGGCCUUCAUAUUACCAGGAGGACACACACUACAGAUUGCAAGAGCACUGGAAGCCGAUGCUGGGACAUAUACGUGUGUUGCUGCAAACGAGGCAGGAGAAGAUUCAAUGCAUUAUAAUGUCAUUGUACUUUUGCCACCAAAAUUUGAAGGAGGUGAAAAUCUGCUGGAAGAUUUGACUUUUCUGGUAAAUGAGACAGUAAUUUUGAACUGCUCAGUAAAUGGUUAUCCUGUUCCAACAAUAUCCUGGCAGAAAGAUGGACAUCACAUUAAAGCAGGGGAACAGUAUCAGCUUUUACAUGAUGGAAGAUCUUUGCAGAUUGUGAAUGCUCAGUUAAUGGAUACCGGCCGGUAUGUGUGCAUUGUUGAAAAUGUGGCAGGGAGUGUGCAGAAAUCCUUUAACUUAAAUAUUUAUGUGCCUCCCAACAUUAUUGGCAGCCAUUUUGAGAAUGUCACUGUUGUGGAAAAUAACUUCAUCUCGUUGACAUGUGAAGUGACUGGAUUCCCACCGCCUGCAAUCAGAUGGGUAAAGGAUGGUAAUGUCCUCCGCCAUAACAGCCACCUAGUUAUUGUGCCAGGAGGAAGAAUACUGCAGAUACCAAAAACUAAAUUAACUGAUGCUGGAGAGUAUGCAUGUGUUGCCAUCAAUGAAGCCGGAGAACACAAGAGAAAUAUUUUCCUAAAUGUUUAUGUGCCCCCUAGCAUCAUGGGUAAUAGCAAAGACGCCUCCAUAGAAAUAAACAUAGGAGUAAAUGGAUCUUUAAUGCUGGACUGUGAAUCUGAUGCCUACCCGCCUCCCCUCAUCGAAUGGUACAAGAAUGGUCAUGCGAUUACAGAAUCAGUCAAUCAUAAGGUCAUGGAAGGAGGGAAGAGAUUGAAUAUUAAACAUGCCCAGGUAUCUGAUACUGGGGAAUAUGAAUGCGUUGCGACUAAUGUUGUAGGGCAGGAUAAUAAGAAGUUUUUUCUGAGUGUUUAUGUGCCACCAAGCAUACAAGGUCCACCGGAGGAAUAUCAUAAUGGGACAGUGCAACAUUAUGUUACAUUUUCAUGUGAUGCUUAUGGAAUCCCCACACCUACAAUAAAAUGGUUAAAGGAUGGAAAUCAGAUCAGACACUCCGAUUCUUUGGACGUUCAGUUUCUUUCCGGUGGGAGCAAAAUGAAAAUGGCCAGAAUUCAGAUUUCAGAUAGUGGAACGUACACCUGUUUUGCAUCAAAUGUAGAAGGAACAGCUCACAAGAACUUUGUUUUAACAGUUCAAGUUCCUCCUAGCAUUAUUGGUUCUGGAAUGUCAGAGGAGGUCAGUGUUUUACCCGGAGAAGAUGUGCAGCUGGUAUGCAAAGCUCAUGGAAUUCCUGCGCCUGUAGUUCAAUGGAUGAAGGAUGGCAAACACAUUAAUAACAUUGACCUCAACGGUAUUAGUGUAACCUCAAAUGGACAGACCCUGACCAUUUCCAAUGUCAAAACAAGAGAUAUGGGGAAAUACACAUGUGUAGCUACUAACUCAGCAGGAGAAGAUGACAGAAUAUUCAACGUAAAUGUUUAUGUUGCCCCCAGGAUUGCUGAGAAUGAAGGGAAUGCAGUGCAGAUGACAGCUGUUUUAGACACUUCAAUAAAUAUUGAAUGUUUUGCAACUGGGACCCCGUCACCACAAAUCAAUUGGCUAAAAAAUGGUCUUCCUCUUCCCGUAUCAUCGCAUGUUAGGCUCCUAUCUGCUGGACAAGUGUUAAGAAUUUCAAGGGUGCAGAAAUCAGAUGUGGGAACCUACACGUGUGUUGCCUCAAACAGAGCUGGUGUAGACGAAAAAGAUUACAACUUACAAGUCUAUGUACCACCCAGCAUGGCUGACUCUGAGAUAACUCAUCAGCUGACGGUGGUAAAAGGAAAUUCGGCCACCAUGACAUGUGUUGCCGAUGGAUUGCCCAAACCUAAUAUAUCAUGGCUGAAAGAUGGAAAACUUUUGAAUUCUGAGUAUGUUUCGAGUCUUGAAAUUAAAGGAACACUACUUCGGUUAUUAAAUGCUGAAAUGGAUGACAUUGGUAGAUACACUUGCAUUGCUUCCAAUGAGGCAGGGAGUGUCAGUAAGCAUUUUAAUCUAAAUGUUAUUGAACCUCCACACAUUAAUGGAUCUGAGAAUACGGAAGAAUUAUCAGUGGUUUUAAAUAACCAAUUAGACCUCAUUUGUUAUACAACUGGUUUCCCACCUCCCACAAUAACAUGGCUGAAGGAUGGAGAGAUACUUUCUCAGAUUGAAAAUGUGCGUUUACUGAAAGGAGGCCAGAUACUUCGAAUAGCAAGUGCACAGGAGGAGAACAUAGGUCGGUAUGUGUGUUUGGCUUCAAACAGCGCAGGAGACAACAAAAAGGAAUUUUCAGUAGAUGUUCAUAUGCCACCUAACAUUGCUGGUAUCAAUGGGAUUCAUAAUAUUACAUCUAUAUUUAACAAACAAAUUAUGCUGGAAUGCAAAUCAGAUGCUCUACCGCCACCUAAGAUCACAUGGCUGAAAGAUGACAAUCCACUGCUGCCCAACUCCAGAGUGCAUGUUUUAUCUAAUGGGCGAUACCUGCAAAUUGACAGAGCAGAGGUGUCAGACACUGCAAGAUACACCUGUGUUGCAAGCAACAUUGUGGGAAAAACUACAAGAGAAUUUAUGCUGAACGUUUAUGUUCCACCUACAAUAAAUGAAGGUCCUCAUUUAGUGACUACAUUUGUCAACAAGCCUGCUUUUCUUGAGUGCACAACCACUGGCGUACCUUCCCCAAAGAUAGCUUGGAGAAAGGAUGGGUCUAUUCUACAGGGUAACAGUGACAGAUAUUUCAUAAUGGAAUCUGGUACACUAAACAUUCCAUCGGCAAGUGCCACAGACUCUGGACAAUAUUUUUGCUUGGCCACUAAUGCAGCUGGGUCAAGCCAACGUCAAAUUGAUCUUCUUGUCUAUGCUCCACCGUUAAUACUUUCUGGGUCAGCAAAUGUUACUGUGAUGGUAAAUAUCCAGGUAACACUCCCAUGUGAAGUCUCGGGCAUACCUAAACCAAAAGUAGAAUGGAUGAAGAACGCUCUCCCAAUUAAUACUCAUCUUAACCAAAAUAUGUACAGACUUUUAUCUUCAGGAUCACUUGUAAUUAUCUCACCAAAUGUAGAAGAUGGUGGGGUAUAUACAUGUUCAGCUUCCAAUGAUGCUGGUAAAGAUGAAAUAGAAGUGCAUCUUUCUGUGCAAGUGCCACCCUCCAUUGCCGAUGAAGUUACCAAUAUCUUUGUGACUAAAUUAUUUCCUGCACUAAUACCGUGCACUGCGUCCGGGGUGCCAUACCCAUCAAUUCACUGGUUGAAAGAUGGAGUCCAUCUUCCUACCGAAGAAGCUACAUACAGGAUACUUUCCUCAGGGAGUCUUGAAAUACCAAGCACUGAGCAAGCUCACGCAGGACGCUACACGUGCAAAGCUAUAAAUGAGGUUGGCUCGGCACAAAUUCACAUCGAUCUUCAUGUCCAAGAGGCUCCUGUCAUUCGGGGACAAUCUGACUAUUUAGAAGUCAUCUUCGGCAGUCCUGCUACCCUAUCAUGCGAUACUUCUGGAAUACCUGCACCAUCUAUAACAUGGCAAAAAGAAGGCAUCAGUAUCAAAACAGGAAGUGGCUACUCCAUCCGUUCCAAUGGUGGUCUAUUUAUUGAGAAAGCAACUCAAGAGGAUGCAGGUAGCUAUACAUGUAUUGCACAAAAUCCAGCGGGUACCACACUGGGGAAGAUCAAGCUGAAAGUUCAUGUUCCACCUGAAAUUAAACCUCAUCAACAAGAAUAUGUGAUUCCUGUGGACAAAUCAGUCACAAUGUUUUGUGAAGCAACUGGAAACCCAGCACCUGAAAUUUCUUGGUACAAAAACGGAGAUCCGCUUGCCAAGACAGCUGGACAAAGGAUUAUCGGCACUGGAGCCUUACAGAUUGCGUUUGCUCAGCCUGAUGAUGCCGGACAGUAUACCUGUACCGCUAAAAACAUUGCAGGAGCCGUUACUUCUAGUAUUAACCUCACGGUUUUAGUGCCACCUCGGAUUCUAAAAAAUAAUAAAGAAUUUUCGGGGGUGAUCGGCUCCCAAGUUGCCCUGCCUUGUACAGCAUAUGGAAUCCCCAGCCCAGAAAUAACCUGGAUGAAGAAUGGCAUUAUGAUAACAAAGAAGAAUUUGAAGUACACUUUAUCAUCAUCAGGACAACUUAUUUUGCAUAAAGCUGAGUAUGCUGAUGUGGGUGAUUACACAUGCACUGCUCACAAUGUAGCUGGAGAAGAUUCUCAUAUAGUCAGCCUACAGAUACACUUUGGUCCAUAUUUUACUGACAUUCCAACAAAUGUGUCUUUAAAUGAAGGAGAUCAGCUCAGGCUAUCUUGCAAAACAGCUGGCAACCCCAUUCCCCACAUAACAUGGACCUUUAAAGACAAAGUCCUGUCUGCUGAAGCUGGACAGUCUGCUCAGCAACGGGACCUUGUGAUUGAAAGAGUUUUGAAGGAAGAUGCCGGGGCUUACUCCUGUAGGGCGGAAAACUCAGUAGCAUCAACAAACACUACAAUAUAUGUGUUUGUCAAAGAACCACCUGUACUUACUGGGGUACAUCAUACUAAUCAGACUGUACCUUUGGGUGGCACUAUUAUUCUGAAUUGUGUAGUUAAAGGAAACCCUACACCCAGAAUUCAAUGGAUGAAGAAAGGAAAGGGCACUUUAUUAAGCAGAAGAAUUAAGCAAUUCAAUAAUGGCUCACUUGUAAUUCACAACACUGUGACUGAAGAUGCUGGUGACUAUUCAUGCAUUGCCACAAAUGAUGCUGGAGUAAUGGAGCACACAAUGAGACUGACAAUACAGAGGCCACCAGUUAUAACAGUUAAUCCGGUGGAUACUACGGUGGAUGCUGGUGCCACUGUAGUGCUCAACUGUCAUGCAGAAGGAGAACCAGCUCCCAGUAUUUCCUGGUCGCGUCAAUCCCAUCCUAUUGCCAGCUAUCAUCGAUUUACUAUUCUCUCAAACAGUUCGUUACAAAUCCUUGCUGCUCGGAAAGAAGACACUUCAGUGUAUGAAUGCAAAGCUGCAAAUAUCAUGGGAUCCACUGCUGUCAAGGCAGUUUUUACCGUCAGAGUACACGGUGGGUUUUCUGGGUGGCUUCCUUGGCAAACUUGCACUGUGAGUUGUGGUAAUGGAGUUCAGAGAAGGACAAGACUUUGCAAUAAUCCGGUUCCAGCAAAUGGUGGGCUUUACUGCCAAGGGGCAGAGACAGAGGAAAGAAACUGUCAGAAUAAACCAUGUCCAGUGGAUGGAAAUUGGUCAGCCUGGAGCUCAUGGGAAGAUUGUUCAAAAUCAUGUGGAACUGGCAAAAAGACUAGGACAAGAGUGUGUGACAAUCCCUCACCUCAAGAAGGAGGAAAGGCUUGUGAGGGAGACGCUGUAGAUGAGGCGGUUUGUAAUAUAGAGCCAUGUCCAGUUCAUGGCUUGUGGAGUUCCUGGUUACCCUGGGGCCCAUGCAGUAAGACAUGUGGGCAAGGUACUCAGACCCGAGUAAGGCUGUGUAAUAAUCCUCCCCCAUCUUUUGAUGGGUUAUAUUGUGAAGGACAAGAUACCCAGAUGCAAGUAUGCAGUGAUCAGAACUGCCCAGUUGAUGGAAAAUGGUCAAUAUGGAGCAGCUGGACACCCUGUAGUUUGUCCUGUGGUGGAGGCCUUCGCCAAAGAACUCGAGAAUGUUCAAAUCCAGCUCCACAGAAUGGAGGCCACAGUUGUGAAGGCAAUGCACUUGAACAUGAGCUCUGCAAUGCUGAUCUGUGCCCAGUUCAUGGGAACUGGGGAUCAUGGAGUCCAUGGGGACCCUGUAGUCGUACAUGUAAUGGCGGCCAGAUGAGAAGAUAUCGUGCAUGUGACAACCCAGCACCUUCACACAGUGGAAGAGCCUGUACAGGACCUGACACAGAAAUAAACAAAUGUAACACAGACGUGUGUCCUGUUGAUGGGCAUUGGGGUUCCUGGGAGGCUUGGAGCAAAUGUUCGGCUUCUUGCGGUGGUGGUGAACAGAUUCGGAAACGUCUGUGUAAUCAUCCUGUCCAGUCUCAAACUCGUAGGCCCUGCCCUGGGGAUUCCAUGCAAUUAUUGAGGUGCAACAUUCAUUCAUGUCCAGGAGGACCACAGCAUGUUAGAGGAAAUGUGUUGGGAAACAUCAAUGGUGUUGAAUUUGGAAUUGCAUUCCUUAAUGGAACAAUUACUGAUUCUGCUGAUUCAGCAACUAGAAUUAUUACAGCAAAACUUACCAACAUCCCUAAAAGUCUGGGUCCUUCGAUGAGAAAUCUUGUAUCCAUUUUAAAUCCUAUUUAUUGGACCGUAGCGAAAGAGAUAGGGGAAGCGGUAAACGGAUAUACUCUGACGGAUGGUGUAUUUAAAAGAGAAUCCCAAGUAGAGUUUGCAACAGGAGAAAUCUUGAGGAUCUCUCACACUGCUCAUGGGGUUGACUCAGAUGGAUCCCUCAUCCUGGAUACUGUAGUGAAAGGCUAUGUUCUGCAGCUGCAGUCUUCUGUUGAUGUCAGUUUAAAGGAUUACACAGAAGAGUAUGUUCAGACGGGCUUUGGGCAACUCUAUGCCUACUCAACAAGGAUGUUUUCCUUGGACGGACUCACUGUCCCAUAUACCUGGAACCACACAAUCAAUUAUAAUGAAAACCAAGGGAAAAUGCCUUUUAUGGUAGAGACAUUGCAUCUAUCAUCUAUUGAAGCAGAUUAUGAUCAAGUCGAGGAAUCUCUUAGUUUCCAGAUUCACGCUUCUAUCUCUAAAGGUGACCUGAGUAACCGAUGUCCUUCAGGAUUUAGUCUCGAUGCCUCUGGAUUAUUCUGUGCUGAUGACAAUGAAUGCGCCAUUCACAACCUGUGCUCUCAUUCAUGCCAUAAUAUUAUGGGGAGUUACUACUGCUCGUGUCCAAAAGGUCUUAUCAUAUCAGUGGAUGGAAGAACAUGUGAUGAUGUAGACGAAUGCGCAUCAGAGGAUUUUCCAUGCCGUAAAAAUCAGGAGUGUACAAAUACCAUUGGUUCUUACAUUUGCACAGUGAAAUGCGGAGUAGGAUUCAGACCUUCCUAUAAUGGCUUGAGUUGUCAAGAUAUCAAUGAGUGCCAGGAAUCCAACCCUUGCCAUCAGCGCUGCUUUAACAAUAUUGGAAGUUAUCACUGUGGUUGUGACCCAGGUUAUCAAUUGAAAGGCAAACGAUGCUUUGAUCUGAAUGAAUGUCGUCAGAAUGUGUGUCGACGAGAUCAAUUAUGCAAAAACACACGUGGUAGCUAUAAGUGCAUUGAUCUUUGCCCUAGUGGAUUCACAAAAGCAGAAAAUGGAUCAUGUGUUGAUAUCAAUGAAUGCAGAGAGCAUGCACAUCAGUGUAUAAGUAACCAGAUCUGUGAGAAUACGCUUGGAGCUUAUCAUUGUGUCUGUCCCAGGGGAUUCAAGUCAGAAGGUGGUGGAAAACCUUGUAUAGAUAUCAACGAGUGUGAAAAGCAAGAUGUAUGUCAGCAUGAAUGUAAAAAUAUUCUGGGCACUUAUCAGUGUGCGUGUCCACCGGGUUAUCAGCUCAUGGCCAAUGGAAAAACAUGUCAAGAUAUCGAUGAAUGCCUUGAGCAAAACAUUCAGUGCGGUGUGAAUCGAAUGUGCUUCAACAUGAGAGGAAGUUACCAAUGCAUUGACACUCCAUGCCCACCAAACUAUCUGAGAGACGCUGUUUCUGGGUACUGUUUGAAGAAUUGCGCAGCUAAUGAUUUGGAGUGUGCUCUGAGUCCCUAUGCUUUACAGUAUAAGCUUGUCUCUCUCCCAUUUGGGAUUCCUGCAAAUCAAGACUUAAUCCGAUUGGUUGCAUACACCCAAGAUGGCAUCUUACACCCUAGGACAACAUUUCUAAUAAUCGAUGAAGAUCCUUUACUGCCAUUUUCUAUCCGCGAGGAAAAUAUGAAAGGAGUCGUCUUUACUAUCAGGCCUCUUACAAAGCAUGAAACCUAUAGAAUGAAAGUGAAGGCUUCAUCAUACAGUAUUGAUAGGACCAUUGAAUAUCAGACUGCUUUUAUUGUUUAUAUCUCUGUAUCUCCAUACCCUUACUAAAUUGUGUACACCAUCCAGUAUUUUUAAUGCUAUGCUCCGACUAAUUUAAUGCUUUUGAAAGAUUCUGUUGUAGAUUUUUUUUACUACGUAUGAAAAUAUUAUACACAGCCACAAAAGUUCAAAUGUAAAAAUUUCCAAAAUGAAAUCUGAUAUUUUAUAAACAUUUGAGUACUCAUAAAAUAAAAUGUCAAUUUUUAUUUUGCACAUUUUCUUAAUAAAAUUGGUAUAGUGUUUUAUAA